ACUUCCGUCUGGAAGGACUUUGUUUUGAUUUUCAUGUUUAUGAAAACAAGAGUGGACUUAAUGCGUGAAUUGACAAAAAAAGACAGAAGAAAUUCGCCGCUCUUUUCAUUGUGCUCAGCAUGACUCCACACUUUAUGUUAGUCUAGUACUGAAUGGAAGAAACACUGUCAAAAAAUGGCGGAUUAUCAGACAGCUUACCAAGCCUUAGGUACAGAGGAAGAAGAAGAUGAUGCAGAUGACAAUGAUAUUCCUGUCAGUGAGGAGUACAUGAUCCAAGUGUGUCCUGAGAGCAGCAAGUCACGUUGGAAUCAUAUAGAAGAUCUGGAUGACUUUUUCACUCGGGUUUAUCAUUACCAUCAGCGAAGUGGCUUUACUUGCAUGGCAGUUGAAGAUCUGCUACAACUAGUGCAAUUUGUGUUUGUAGUUCUUUUUUCUGCUUUCCUGGCCAACUGUGUGAGCUAUGAUGUUCUUUUUGGCAAUGUCUACUACAACACUUCCCACAAAGUGACCAUCGGAGAAGCAUUAAUUCCUCCAGACCAGUGUGUGGCACACUUGACUCCAGUGACUGUGAUCUGCUUGCUGCUGGCACUUGUAACAUGGAUUAUUCGGCUGAUCAAAGUUGUGUACAAUAUUUUCAAGUACUUUGAGAUUCGAUCUUUCUUCAUACAAGCACUCAAGAUCAAUGCUGAAAAUUUGCCUAACAUGACGUGGCAUGAAGUACAGGCUCGGCUCAUAGAAGUUCAAAAGGAAGAGCAGAUGUGCAUCCACCAAAAGGAGCUAACGCAGCUGGAUAUCUACCACAGGAUUCUGCGCUUUAAAAACUAUAUAGUCGCUAUGGCUAAUAUUUCACUACUGCCCUUGAAGCAUAAUGUUCCUUUCCUUGGUGAAUAUGCUUUUUUGAGCACAGGUCUCAAGUACAACUUGGAAUUCAUCUUGUUCUGGGGUCCAUGGGCUCCUUUUGAGAACAGCUGGCACCUGAGAAAUGAGUACAAAAGUGCUCGUAACCGGGAGCGGCUUGCCCAAAGUAUUUCAACCAAGAUUCUGUGGAUUGGUGUCCUGAAUCUCAUCUUCUGCCCUGUAGUUUUUGUUUGGCAAAUUAUCUAUUCUUUCUUCCGCUAUGCUGAGCUGAUUAAACGGCAGCCAAGUUUCUUAGGCGCAAGAAGAUGGUCAAACUAUGGUCGCCUGAAUCUGCGGCACUUCAAUGAACUUGACCAUGAGCUUAAUUACAGACUGAACAAAGGCUAUCAACCAAUGGCAGACUAUCUGAAUAUUUUCACCACCCCAUUAGUGGUGAUUUUGGCAAAGAACUUACUGUUUAUUGCUGGCGCUUUCCUGGCUGUCUUGUUGGGACUGACUGUAAGAGAUGAAGAUGUCUUGAAAGUUGAAAACAUGUUUACCACCAUUACUAUGUUUGGUGUUUUUGUUACUGUCUGUAAAAGUCUGAUUCCUCCUGAGCACAUGAUCUUCAGUCCUGAGCUACUGCUGCGCAAUGUUGCCAUGGCAAUACACUACAUGCCAGACAACUGGAGUGGCCAAGCACACACAAAACGAGUUCGACAUGCUUGCUCCUUGCUCUUCCAGUUCAAAAUUGAAUACAUUGUGGAAGAACUGUUGAGCCCGCUGGUGACUCCUUUUAUUUUAAUCUUCUGCAUUCGACCACGUUCUCUGGCCAUUGUUGACUUUUUUCGACGCUUUACCGUGGAGGUGGUUGGUGUUGGAGAUGUGUGUUCUUUUGCCCAGAUGGAUGUAAGAAAGCAUGGCAACAAAGAGUGGCAGCCUAAUGUGCAAGCUUCUGCACCUAAAUCUCAUCAGGCAGAAGGAGGCAAGACAGAAAUGUCUUUGAUGCAUUUCCAUCAUACCAACCCUGAAUGGAAACCCCCAGAAGACUGUUCAACAUUUAUCAACACUUUUAAAGGACAAGUUCAGCGUGACAUUGCUGGUCACAGUAUGAUGCCAGCAGAUGUUCACCACAUGCCAAGUCUUGCCAGCUUGUCACUUGGUGUGCCUAGUCUGCUGCCGCUCCAGCCAGUUGGACCCUUUACAAGUAUGCUGUCCAGUUAUGUAGGACCCCUGAUGGCACCAUCUACAGUCCAGACUCCUGCUACAGCUCCCUCUGGUGGUUCUGGUUCAGGGAUACACCUGCGUGGGGCAGUGUCACAAUUUGAGGGUCCCAUUGUCCGUCCUGCCUCAUCAGGUCUGAUGGGUAGCCUAUACAGCUCUGGUGAUAGUGGAGGUACUGCUUUAGAUCGCUUAGUGCAGGUGUCUGUGUCCCAUCAGCACGUUCAGCGAGUGGACGAGUGCACUCGGGAACUUAUGAUGAAUGAGAUGAGUAUCAAUGCUCUAUACCUCCAUGAACUGAGAUGGCGACGUUCCCAUGGAGACUACCUCUCUUUAGAUGAACAUGCCCGAGCCCUGUGGAGGCCGCCACCUGCUGCUGCAGCCUCAUCGCCAGUCGAGGUCAGUGGUUCAGCAGCCACAGGAUCUCCUACAGGCAUGCAGCCUAUGCCAGAUAUUGUGGAAGAAGGCUCAGCUGAGGAGCGAGAGCUGGACACUUCUAUGAUAAUACCCUCUAUCGCAGAUAGGCUUGGCAACUCUGACUUGUGAUGAUGGCUGUUUGUGUGCAGUCAUGAAGUAGAAUCUUUCUUGAUCACUAUCGAUAAAAGCUUUGGCUUUUUCAAAAAUUAGGCUGUUGCUUUUGUUAGGUGGAUUUUUGGUGCUGUAUGACUUUGAGUGAAAGACAGGUAUCAGUGUAAUAACAGCAAAAAAAAACUUUUGUCAUGCAGCCAAAUCAAAACUACCAUGUAUGCUUGUUUAGUACUGUAUUAUAGCUAUUGUGGUUUUCAGUAUGAAGCCAGUAUGAUUUUCAGAGUAGAAUAUCAUUAGUCUUAAAACAGUGUGGAAAUAUUAUUUACUUGUUGGCAACUGUUGGUGUGCUCCAUAACUUAACAUGAAGUUUGUUUCAAAGUCCAAGAAUAAAUAUAUUGGACUUUCAUGGCUGUUGUACUAGUGAAGUGAUGCAUUGUAUCUGUUUACAGAACUGGCUGACAUGAUUAUAGCCUUAGUUGCUCACUUGGUGUAGAUCACUAGUUUAAUAAAGAAAAAGCUGAAUUUACUGUUGAAAAAUCCUAUUAUAUGUAUAUGUAUUUGGUAAGGGAGGCAGGAAGGCUGGGUGGAAAAGGGUGGAGGACAGAAGCUCUUCUGUGGAUCUCAGGCAUAAAGUAAUUUUUUUUUCCAUUAACAUAUAUCUUCUUCCACCUUUACAAAGCUUUUACAAACUCUUCUGUUACCAAAAAAGUACAGAGCUGCAUUUUUGAUGCUUAGAGCUAAGAAACAAGACCAUAUCACUACUCUUCAUUUUCUGCACUGGCUGCCCAUCCGAUUUUACAUUUAGUACAAGCUGUGUGUACUGUGUUCUAUUUUCGUGACAGGUUCCUGCCCUACUUCUCUGAGCUUAUUUUGCUUGCCCAUAAUCCCACCUAGACAACUCCACUCUUUGUUUGAUGACCAUAUGCUAACUGUCCGUAUCACCAGAACAACCACAACAACAACAGACACAGUAUUAUUAUUGUGUUGCAAAACAGUGGAACUCUCUCCUCUUCACUAUCUACCACUUACCCACCGUCAAAUCAUUUAAGCAUGCACUGAAAACACAUGAGCAUUAUUACUAACAACAAUACAACACUAUUAGUCCACCUUCUAACCCUUGUUUUACUUUUUCCUUCUGUUAACUAGUCCACUUGCUCGUCUUCCAUUGCUGUUUUCACUAAAAUCUCAAUCCUUACUGUUUGUUCCCAGAUUCUUUUUGCAUAGUCUAUGUUUGUCUUUUAUUACUUGUCUGCACAGAUGUUUAUCCUUCUGUUCUUUGUAUGCUGUCCAUGCCUCAUUCUUGUCUCAAGAGCUGAGAACAUGUUCCUUCAUAUAAAUCACACAUUUAUUAUUAUUUUAUGGAACUUGUAGCGUUAAGGGAAGUUUUUUCUAAAUAGUAGGCUUGUGUGGUGAAAUUCUAUCCAAGAUUUAUGAAAAUGCCAGUGUUUUGAAGAGCACAUGCAAUACACAUUUUGAAAAGGCCCACAGUUUGUUCACAUUUGUUGCCUUGCUUUUUAUUGACAUUAACCAUUCUUUUAUGGCAAAUGAGUAAUACUGCCAGAUGAGUGACGGGUGUGCUUGUCUAGUUGGCAUAUGAAGAUGUAUAUUUUGUCGGUUAAUAUUCUUUGUUUAGGAGUGAGUGGACUAUUGUUUCUGUGAUUGUAUUAUUAAUAGUCAAUGAAUACCCACUUAUAAGUUUCAAGGUUAUUUUUAAAUAGCUAGAGAUUCUAGAAUGUUGUAUGUUUAUUUUCUGUGUGCAUGAACAUGUAUAAAAUAGACAAGUGAAAGCAAGGGAACUUGAAAAGUGAGGCUGAUGUUUGUUCUGUAGAUGAGCGAGAUGGCAGAAAUGCAAAUCACAUUUUUAAUGCAAAGCCAUCCAUCAGUUUGAAAUGGAAUGUUUGUUGUAUUACUUAGCAAAUACAAUAUGUAUAUAGGUCUGAUUAUUUGACCAAUGGAAAUUAUUUAACUAAUGGAAAGUGAUUUUCCAUGUUUGUUUCCUGCCACACUGCUUUUUUUGUCACAUUUUUGUGUUAAUGCAAAAUGGUGCUCCAGGCUGUGAUAUUACAAACUUAUGGAGGGACAUAUGACACAUCAAAUGCACUUUACUAAUCUGGAAACUUCUGCAGUCGGAAACAAUCUAAUGUAUCUAAAGAGCAGUUGAAUAGCAUAUAAACAGCAUAGUUAGACUGCCUGCAUCUUUAUCUAGGAAACAGAGCCCUUGUAUGACAAUGUUCUUAUUUAGGUAGAUAUUGGUGCCACAAAGGGUGUAAAAUGUUCAUGUUAUUUUCUUAUUACAUUGUAUGGUAUACUUUAAGUUGGUUUUACAAUUCUGUAUUACCUUUUAUUUUUAGCUACAUUACUUAUCUACUGAAAAGAGCAUGGUGGUUACCUCCUAAUUGGUUCUGGACAGCAGUGAGCAUUUUUACCUUUUGGUUGCUUUUAUCUUCUUGAAAUUGUAGAUUUCUCUAGACUUUGUAAUUCUGUAGGAAGGCCUUUGUUAUUGCUGCCUGCAUUAUACUUAAUUUUUUUCUCUGUGUGAAGUGAAGAGGAUUUUCCAAAUUGCCACUAGUUUGAGAAUGUGCAUAGAAUCUUUUCUGUGUGUUUUGAGCAUUCUACUACAUAUUGCAAGAAUUUUCUUGGCGUGCUAUUCAAACUAUUUGAAAAAAAAAUUGUCUUUCUAACAGUACAUUUAUGGCAGUUGCUGAAUUGACAACUCAUAUCUGUGUGUGCAUGUAUACCUAUAUGUAAAUGGAUUUCAGGCUUUUUUUGUCUUCAAGGUUGUUUUUUUUUCUGCUAGGAUCUUUUGGUGGUGGUUAUGGAGUUGGAGAGAGUUGGGGAAGGGUUGUUAGGUGGAAUUAAACCCACAAAACAGAAUUUAAGAUUGUGGUAAAGAAUUCUAUCCUACCAUUGUUAGAAAGCAUGUCAACAGUCAACCACUUCAGGUGUUAGUAUCUUUGUAACUUUGUAGCAGAUGUUUUUCUUGUAUCUCUGUCAUUAAGAUUAUUGUAUGAGGCUGUGUGUCUGUUGCUUACAAAUGUAUGGUUAGAAUGACAGCAUUCACCCAUAUACUGGCUUAACCAUCAAGCUGCAUAUAAAAUAUUUAGUAGGUUUUUUCAGUUUAGUUUUAUUUCUAAUCAACUGUUAUUACAAUCAUUAAAUUUUUUUUAACAGAAGGUAUAUUUUUGCCGAUUUUUACAAAGCCAGUGAUAUAGCUUAGAUUCCUUCAUAGAGAAGAUGGGAAUAUCGCCAUUGUUUAGUACACUUGUUAAGUACAGGUGCAUGUAUGUGCGCAAAAUAAUGCAAUGCUCCCUGAAAUUGCUGUCAUCACAAAACAGUAGAUCUGUAUUUUGUGAAGCUCACUGUUGUCAAUUCCUUCAUCAGUGUAUCUUGUAUGUUUUUGCCUUAAAAUAAAAAAUCAGGUACAAGUCAAAAACAGGGAUCAAACUGGUAAUUCUUCCGAAUGUAAAUUGUCCUGUCUAGCUUUUUCUUCUUAAGAUGUGGCUUUGUAUGUUAAAAGAUAAUGUUUCUGUCAAGAAGUUGUACAAGUCAUCUGCACUGCUAGACCUUUUGGUAGAAUGUGUUACUCAAAGGUCAAUUUUUUUUAAUGUUUAUUUUUGAAAUUGUAGUUAUCCAUUGUCUGGGGUAUGUACCAGAGGUUUUCAGUUUCUGUAAUCAUCUGUUUCAUGUUGCAGUGCUUUUAAUUAUUAUGGAUCCAGGUAAAGUCAUAAACUGUUGUAAUUUUUGUUAGGUUUUAUCCUUUUUAAAUGUGCAUGAAAAUUGUAAUAGAACUUCUAACAAUUCUGAAUGAUUGCUACCACCUAUCAGUUUUCUUUUAAAACAAUUGACAUCUGCUUAGUCACAUCUGGUUGUGUAGUUCUGAAGCACAGUUGCUGACACUUCAAAACAGUUGAAGAAGAGGCAUAUUGCAAGUCAAUUUACAUUUAUAUUUUGUGAGUUGGCGGAGCUGUUAAUUUUUAUAUUUCAGCACAAACACAGUUUUGUUUAUCACACAUUGGAAUUAGUGUGGUAUAUUGAUGGUCUUUCAGUAGGAGGAUUUAAAUUUUUUAUUAUUAUAGGUUUCAUUUUUUUUUUCAAAUAAUGUUUAGAACAUGCAGCAAAACAGGAUAUCUAACCAAACACAAUGAUAAAGUUGUGGCGGUUACUCUGUGCAAAUAUGUGGUUACAAACUCAUGAAAUUAAUGCUUGCUUCGAUUUUUUUUACAAGAAUUUGUGUAAUUUUUAUGCAGGCCUGUUUGUUGUGUUUUAAUAGUUCACAGCAUUAUAGUCAUAACUUAAUGUGAAAUUUAUUGAAAAUAAAAGCUUUAAACACAAAUGUGGGUGUGGUUGAGUAAAAGUGUGAGAGCACCCAACAUAGAUUAGGUCGCCUCCCAUACACUUACCAUACACUUUUUUAAAAAUCAAAUAACUAUUCGAACUUCAGCUGCAAUACAGAUUCAAUUGUAAAUUUUACUUCCACGUGACUUUUUCUAAACAAAACUUGUAUUCUAGAAAACUGUGUACUGAAAACAUAUGUGGUUUUUAUGCUAUGGUGGAAAUGUCUGGGCAGCUAGUGAUGAAAUCAUUGCCCUGCCCUAAAAAAAAAACUAAAUAAAUCUUUCUGCAACAUGU
Molecule: messenger RNA, 7215 nt
Organism: Pomacea canaliculata
Lineage: Eukaryota; Metazoa; Mollusca; Gastropoda; Architaenioglossa; Ampullariidae
Product: autophagy-related protein 9A-like
Exons: 21
Coding region: 175-2604 (809 amino acids)
Biological process (GO): protein localization to phagophore assembly site; autophagy of mitochondrion
Cellular component (GO): autophagosome; phagophore assembly site
Source: RefSeq, a predicted model, not a curated record